AUGGAUGGUGCCCAAGGCCAGCCGGGUCAACAGCCCGGCCAACAAUCGCAACAGCAGCAGCAACAGCAGCAGCAAGCACAGCAGUCACAACCACAACAACCGCAGCAAGCGCCGCAGCAGCAGCCGCCCAUGAUGCAGCCUCAGCAGCAUUCCAACCUGAUACGAACCGAUCAAGUACAGAAGCUUCCCCAUUUGAAUGAAUCACAAAAGACUCAGCAUACGGGACUAGUGCGGAGCUUGUGGGAGGUACUCAAUACUCGCGACCCUCAAAGUCAUGAAUACCAGACUGCCCAUAUGAAGCUCUCGCAAUUGUCGCAGAACCUGAUGAAGGGUAUGCGAAUGUUCCAGCAAAACCGUCAACAGGCCCUGCAGCAGCACCAGGCCCAAGCAGCAGCGGCGGCAGCGCAGCAACAGCAGCAGCAGCAGCAGCAAGGUCAACCUCAACAAGGCCAACCGGUUCAGCGCACACAGUCCAACAACCCUCAGAAUUUCACCCAACUGCUCCCGCAGAUCCAGGCAAAGGUCAAUGCGCUCAACUUUUACCUGCCGCCCAAUGUGACUCAAGAGCAGGUACAGAACUGGAUUCCCGAGGCGCGGUUGCGAUAUGGCAUUGCUCUCCAGAAACAAGAGGUGGGAAGAGCGCGCAUCGCGGAUCUUCGACAACAAUUUGCGCAGCGACAAAGCCAGGGAAACAUGACACAGGAGGAAAUGCAAGAGUUCAAGAACCGACAGCUUACGGCGGAGAAGCUAUUUCGCGAGGGUAGCGAGUUCCUGCAGAAGUUCAAAGAACAGCAGGAAAGCUUCAAGGCCCAAUCUCAGCCUGGUCAGCCCCAGAUGAGUCAACAGCAGGGUCAACUUACAGGUGCACCCGCUGGGCAGCAGUCUGCAGGCUCGACGGGAGCAGUAGCGAACGUGAAUGUACCUCAAGCUGCACCUUCUGGCCAGGCUGGUGUCGUGGCCACUGCAAUUCCGGGACAGGCGCCGACGCCAGCGCCUCACACGAUCAACUCGGCAGUCAACGCAGCUCGCAAUCAAGCGGGUCCGGCCAUGUCCCCCACGGCCUCGCAAUCAGGACAGAUUCCUCCAGCAUCUUCGGCAGGUGCCACCCCAGCUCCGUCCCAUGCGCAACCACCUGCUCCGCGGCCACCUCUUCAACAUGGCACAUCAAACGCGCAGGUGAACUUCGCCCAAACACCCAACGCUGACGGUUCCACUCCGACACCCACGGGACCCGGGGCUCCCAUCAACCAAGGACCCCCACGGCCUCUUUCACAGCAAGCUGCUAUGCAACAAGCUGCCACUUACAACACCAGCGCGCAAGGUCAACAGCAAGCCCAACAAAUCAACCAGACACCCGGUAAUCAACAAGCCCAUCCUUCUGGCUAUCUCGCCAACCGCUCUGCAGACACGCCCAACCGUACCAUCAACAUGGUCAUUCCAAAGAACCUCAACGUCUCGACUCCUGAGCCCGUUUCCAUGCCCGGGUCUCGACCUACCUUCUCUGGUGGUCCGAGUCACAGCCAGAUGGGUGUCAUGGGACAGCCAGCCAUUCAGAAGCAUCCUGGCUACGUGCUUGAAGGCGAAGGUCAGCACGUACUCAGCAAGAAAAUGCUCGACAUCCUUGUUCGACAGGUGACUGGAGGAGGCGAAGGUGAAAUGCUCUCACCGGACGCAGAAGAGUUCAUGCUCCAGAUGGCCGACGACUUCGUUGAUGAUGUGAUCACUCAAGCCUGCCGCUUGGCUAAGCUGCGUCCCUCGUCGACCUUGGAGAUUCGCGACAUUCAACUCAUUCUGGAGCGCAACUACAACAUGCGCAUCUCUGGAUUUGCCACAGAUGAUCUGCGAACCGUCAAAAAGCCCCAGCCAACGCAGGGCUGGCUGCAGAAGAUGUCUGCAAUUCAGGCGGCCAAAGUCACUCAGGGCCGAACUGAGUAA
This is a messenger RNA of Penicillium oxalicum, 1935 nucleotides long. Its product is annotated as putative transcription initiation factor TFIID subunit 12. Gene Ontology annotation, biological process: DNA-templated transcription initiation; RNA polymerase II preinitiation complex assembly. Gene Ontology annotation, cellular component: SLIK (SAGA-like) complex; SAGA complex; transcription factor TFIID complex. Lineage: Eukaryota; Fungi; Ascomycota; Eurotiomycetes; Eurotiales; Aspergillaceae. Bases 1 to 1935 code for a protein of 644 amino acids. Gene Ontology annotation, molecular function: protein heterodimerization activity; DNA binding; TBP-class protein binding. The record is from RefSeq and is a predicted model, not a curated record. The transcript is spliced from 2 exons.